AUGGUGGGUGCCCUGCUGCGGGCGGUGCUGCGCCCGGAGAAGCUGCACAGGGUCGCAGGGGCACGGAUCGUGGGGCCCUUGGUGCUUCACAAGGCUGGCUUGAUGCUGGAGCCCUGCUGGAGACGGGGGCUGCCGCGGCAGAGGAGCCCCGUGCCCGGAGGCGUCUUUGGGGUCACCCCCAGAACCAUCUGGACGCAGGGCCGGGGUCCCCACAACGCCAAGGAAGAGAGCGGGAAGCAAGUGUCUGUGCACGGUAGCCCGAGAGGGGAGCCUGCAGUGUCCACGUCGCAGAAAGUGAAGGACGCCGGCAGAGACUUCACCUACUUGAUCGUCGUGGUCUUUGGGAUUGGCAUUACAGGUGCCCUCUUGUACGUGGUUUUUAAAGAGCUGUUCUCUUCGUCAAGCCCUAAUAAGAUCUACGGGAAGGCCUUAGAGAAGUGCAGAGCACACCCUGAGGUGCUCGGGGUUUUCGGGGAGCCAAUCAAAGGCUACGGGGAGAUGACCCGACGAGGGAGGAGGCAGCACGUCAGCUACGUCGAGUACGUCAAAGACGGGCUGCAGCACAUACGCCUCAAGUUCUACAUUGAGGGCUCUGAGCCAGGGAAGCAUGGGACUGUGCACGUGGAAGUGAAGGAGAACCCAGCAAGCAGACAGUAUGACUUCCGUUACAUAUUCGUGGAGGUGGAGGCCUAUCCAAGGAGAGCCAUCGUGGUGGAAGAUAACAGGUCCUGA
Messenger RNA from Elephantulus edwardii (Cape elephant shrew), 732 nucleotides. RefSeq names its product translocase of inner mitochondrial membrane 21 homolog (yeast) (gene TIMM21). Gene Ontology annotation, biological process: protein import into mitochondrial matrix. Gene Ontology annotation, cellular component: TIM23 mitochondrial import inner membrane translocase complex. NCBI's taxonomy places the organism in Eukaryota, Metazoa, Chordata, Mammalia, Macroscelidea, Macroscelididae. Bases 1 to 732 code for a protein of 243 amino acids. The record is from RefSeq and is a predicted model, not a curated record. The transcript is spliced from 6 exons.